CCCCGUCGCCUGACUCUGGAUCAGCUCCUCUCCAGCCCCCUGCGCCUCCGCUCUCAGCCAGGCAGCAAGAGCCGACCCGGGAUCGGGAUUCACCGAGAACAGAAAAGCGUGGCGCGUGAAACUCAGCCCCUUCCCAAAACCGAGCCAACCUGUGUGACGGCGGCGUGGACGGGGUGUGGGCGCGCGGAGCGGAGAACAGUCACGUUUCCGUCUGCUCGUCGCUCGCGUCGCCUGUCGGAGGAUCCGUAUUUGUCAGCAGUUCAACCUCAAGCUUGAAGAUGUCAAAAAUCAGUGCUUUCAUGAUGAUGACACUGGUGUCCCUGGUGUUUGCAGAAGAGGAGAACUCAGCAGAUGCAGCCUUUACAUUUGACUACAAGAGGCUGCGUGUCGGAGGCCUGACUCUGGCUGCUGUCCUCUGUCUCAUUGGCAUCACCAUCCUGCUCAGUGGCCACUGCAGGUGCAAGUUCAACCAAGACAAGAGGAGGACAGGAAGCGGCGCUCAGCCGAUGCUUAGUGACCAAGGUCGUGCCUGCAACUGCUAGGCGUCGCUAGAGUCUGUGACCCAGCAUGGAGGAGGAGACACAACAAGACACUUUUGUUUUUUUUACUUAGUGAGUUUCAGCGGAAGCAAUCUGUGCAUAGCUGCAAUGAGGUGUGAUGUUUGCUGCCUCAAACCCGAGAUAAUGAGCUAAACCCUGCGUCUCCACGCUCAGACACGUGUUCCUUUGAUCUGAACGUGGUAAAACAAGCCUUUUACCAAAAAAGUACUGGUGUCCGCAUACUGUUGGUGUGUCCGUGUCUCGCACUACUGCUGUCGUCUGUACUGUAAGUGUAAGGGCAGCGUUGAUGUAGAUGUUAGUCGCUUACAUGUAGUCUGACAAACCUAGUCUACCGCCAAGGCUUUCCAUGUAGUCAUGAUUAAAGCGCUGUUUGUUAUCUAACUCGUGAUUCUCUGUUAAGUCUCAUGCAUAGCUUCAUCGAGGGUUGGAGUGUAUUGCUCUGUUCAGAGAUUCAGAAAGAUACCGUCAUGUUUCUAUAAAACAAUUGUCGAAACAAAUCUGAGUUUUGAGCUUUUCUGACUGCAUGCCUGUGUAUAUGUGUGUGCAAUAAAAGCUUUUUAAAAUCA
This is a messenger RNA of Betta splendens (Siamese fighting fish), 1126 nucleotides long. It is a transcript of the gene fxyd3, whose product is annotated as FXYD domain containing ion transport regulator 3. The transcript has 8 exons. Lineage: Eukaryota; Metazoa; Chordata; Actinopteri; Anabantiformes; Osphronemidae. The coding region runs from base 279 to 542 and encodes 87 amino acids. Gene Ontology annotation, biological process: regulation of sodium ion transmembrane transporter activity. Gene Ontology annotation, cellular component: membrane. The record is from RefSeq and is a predicted model, not a curated record. Gene Ontology annotation, molecular function: sodium channel regulator activity.